Molecule: messenger RNA, 2726 nt
Organism: Biomphalaria glabrata
Lineage: Eukaryota; Metazoa; Mollusca; Gastropoda; Planorbidae
Product: peroxisomal biogenesis factor 3-like
Exons: 14
Coding region: 212-1324 (370 amino acids)
Biological process (GO): protein import into peroxisome membrane
Cellular component (GO): peroxisomal membrane
Molecular function (GO): protein-macromolecule adaptor activity
Source: RefSeq, a predicted model, not a curated record
CUCUGAACUUUUUUUAAAACACAUUCGACAAGAUGAGUGAAAAAAAAACCUUGAUAAAUAUUUACAGAAAAUAAUCUAAGGUCUAUAGAUCUAGAUCUAUAUUCUAUUCUAGAUCUAAUUAUUCUAAUACUGCCUACUUAUACUGUAUCUGUUUAGUUCCUACAAUCUAAACGAUUUAUAGAUUAAACGCAGACCAGACAUCUACUCUACCAUGCUUGCCCGACUGUGGGGCUGUCUGAAAAGACAUAAACGAAAGUUUUUCUUUUUUGGAACAGUUUUUGGAGGCAGCUGGUUAAUGUAUAAAUUUAUUUGGAGAAAAAUUAAAGAAAUUCGAGAUGAAGAAGACAAACAGUAUUUAAUCUAUGUGAGGAGACAGCAUCAUUUUGAUAGCAAUCAAAGAACGUGCAACAUGACAGUUUUAGGAAUGGUUCCCAACCUUCGUGAAGUUUUAAUCAAAUCCUUAGACACAGAAGAAGUAAAAGAUAUGCUCAAAUUAAACCCUCCAAACAAAAUUGACCUUUGGGAAGAACUAAAAAUAAUGAGCGUCACUCGUACGUUAGCUGCAGUGUACGGAACAUGUAUGUUGUCUGUCAUGUUGAGGGUCCAGUUGAACAUUGUUGGAGGCUACCUUUACCUUGACACACUUCAUCCCCCUGCUGCUCAGAAAACUGAAACAGUUCACAGCAGUAUCAUACCAGCUAAAGUACAAGAAAGAUAUUUAUCACUAAUUAAACAGUUCAUUGAAGAAGGAUUUAUAGAUUUCACCCACUUUUUGAGAUUAGCAGUUAUCAAAGAAAUUGGAAGCCUUUCACUCAAAGAACUUGUGACACUGGAUAAUUUAUCCACAGUCUUUGAGAACAUCAGAGAAAGAGUGGAGUGUGGGGUUGACAAGGCAACACUUUCUCUCUAUCCAUUUUUACUAAAAAGCGAGCAAGUGCCUGACAUUUCUAAGACUUCUGUGUUAAACUCAGAAGAUGAAUUAUUAGAAAGACUUGUUAUUGAAACAAGAGACAUUUUAGAAAGUUCUGACUUCCAUACCGUGUUGAAAGAAAGUAUAGACAGAGGCUAUCAUUGUGUUUUGGAUGGUUUGGCAGACCAUUACAAGCAGCAAAUCAAUGCUGAAGGACAGAAUAAAGACAUUCAUCAUGUUUCCAUAGCGAUAGCAAAAUUAAUCCCUGUAAUCAAUGCUUUGAUGUUCAACAUUUGUGGCGAUGCACCUAAUAGAUUUAUUCAGGAACUCCUACUUAUGGAAGAACUCAAGCAGUUGGCAGCUAAUGUUUAUGAAGCUUUCAGUCAGGACCCAAGUGAAAAAGUUUCCAUAUGAAAUUCUUGUUUUUUAUUUUGUAAAAAAAAAUAAACUAUAACUUUUUUCUAAAUAUAACUGUUUUUGUAGUAAUAUCUUUGGUUGGGUUUUUCCAACCAACUGGGUUUAUUAUAUAUUUUUUUUUGUUUUACUUUUUUUUUCUCUGAACAUUUUUCUUGUGUAUAUUUCCUUAAGUAUUUCUUAUAAUUAUUUUUUUAAAACACCUUACUUCCUCAUAUAAUUUAAUUCCUCAAGCUAUCAAUUAUCAUUUUAAAUCUUUGUGACAUUAUCCUGCUGGAACAUAAUACUAUAGUUAUUUCAUUUCUCAUAAACAUUUUAUUGUUGUUUUAAAAGACUUAAAAAUGUAACUUUUUUUUAUUUUUCAACAUUAUUUAAUUAGAAUAGAAAGUCUUGCCAUUCUUAUAUUAAAGAUGGUGCAAUGUUAACUUUCUUACCCUGAGACCUCUAGUACUAGUAUGUUUGUUGCACUGCUAGUUACUACUACACAUCUCCUUAGAGAAAUUUGUUAUCAAUAUUUAAGUUCUUUAUUGCUAAGUAUAAACAAAAUAUUGUGACUCUAAAACUAUGUCUCUAUAUUUAUUGUCAUAAAAUAUCAUGCAUAAAGUGCAUUUGAAAGUUUAUACAUUUUUCUUAUGAUUAACAUUUUAGUCCUUUAGGUUGAAGAGUGAAGAGACUAUAGUUAAUAUUAAUUAUUGUUAAAAAUGUGAAUUCAACAAAUUUUUAUAAUUAAUUUUCCACUUUGUUUUUUUUUAAUGAACAGCAUCAGUAGUAGUAAUUAGUUACCAGUCUAACAUUUAAUUUUUUUUAAAUGUAAUUUUUAAAACAUGAAUUUGUUAGUUUAUUGAGAUGUAGAUCACAGGUUGUGAUGACUGGAUCUUGCAGACACAACACAAGCAUAAUGAAAAUAAAAGAAUAAAGCAAAGAAACCAAAUAAAAAAUUGAAAUUACAAGUACUGUUUUAUAUCUAGAAUUACAAUAUUCAAUCAAAACUUUCAUUGAAAUUAAAAGUAUCAAAGAAAUAAUUGAAUCCUGAAACUAGUGUCAUCCUUUUUAGAUAGCUUUUUCAAUCUGUAGUUACAGAAGUAGUCUAGUAUUUUCUGAACUAUUUUUAGCCAUUUUAAAAUAUCACUAAUUUCUAGAAGUUGACAUCAUUAAGCUACAAAUUUCUCUGUAAACAACUUGGCAGACCAUGCCUUGUGUACUUGCUAAGAAUGCCAUUGAAAUGAUAUUUAAACAAUGUCUGGUGAAAAGUAGACAGAAAUAUUUCUAGUUUUUCUUUUGCUGUGUUGAAUAAAACACAUGUGAGACUUGAAACAUAAAAUUGUGUAUAUGGGUUGAACAUUUUAAUGAAGUUAAUUAAAUGAUACUAUUUGCAAUAAAAUUAUUUUGUACUGAAUUGUUU